This is a messenger RNA of Perca fluviatilis (European perch), 4622 nucleotides long. RefSeq names its product family with sequence similarity 78 member Bb (gene fam78bb). The record is from RefSeq and is a predicted model, not a curated record. NCBI's taxonomy places the organism in Eukaryota, Metazoa, Chordata, Actinopteri, Perciformes, Percidae. The transcript has 2 exons. The coding region runs from base 187 to 1086 and encodes 299 amino acids.
AGCCGGCUGAUGUGCCCAUACAUCAGCAAGGCAGGUGCCUGCUGACACAGGGGGGACUGAACCUGGAUUCUGGUCUCACUGGACCCAGCUGCCCCCGCUUUGUUGUGGUCUCACUGAAGCCUUAUUGUGAUUCUGAUUUGGGCCUACAGCGUGGUAGCACCCACCUUUGCCUUACAGUUUCAUCUGAUGCACGGCCUCAUAGUGUUGACGCUGGUCGAGUCCCAGUCAGCAGUGCUGUUCCCCAGGCCUGGCAGGCUCACUUGGCUGCUCCUGACCAUCACCUUUACGUGCACAGCCAUGGGCUGCAUCCAGAGUAUCGCCUGUAACAAGUCUCGCAUUAAACGGGAGAACAUAGUGGUGUACGACCUGUCCGCUACCAUAGACCACUGCCCGACUGUCAUUGAGGAGAACUCGCCCAUAGUGCUUCGAUACAAGACGCCGUAUUUCAAAGCCUCGGCGCGGAUUGUGAUGCCCCCCAUUUCGCGCAAUGAGACAUGGGUGGUGGGCUGGAUCCAGGCGUGCACCCAGAUGGAAUUUUACAACACCUAUGGAGACGUCGGCAUGUCGAGCUGGGAGCUGCCUCAGCUCCGAGAAGGCCUGGUGAGGGCCAUCAGCGACUCAGACGGUGUGAGCUACCCCUGGUAUGGAAACACAACAGAGACUGUCACCAUUGUGGGCCCCACCUCUAAGCCAUCCCGCUUCAUCGUUAGCAUGAAUGACAAUUUUUACCCCAGCGUCACCUGGGCUGUGCCAGUCAGUGAAUCCAACACGCCCUUACUGACUAACAUCAAAAGGGACCAGAGCUUCACCACCUGGCUGGUGGCACUCAACACUACGUCCAGGGAAAAGAUCCUGCUCCACACCAUCAAGUGGAGGAUGAGGGUCGAUAUUGCGGUGGAUCCGUCCCUGCCUCUGGGCUCCAGGGCCAGGCUGGUGGGCCGGGUGCACCAGGACCAGCCGCGGGUGCUGACCCGCAUGGAGCCCAUCACUGCUAACGCCAUGGGGAGGCCCAACGCCAACGACGCGCAGGUUCUGAUGUGGAGGCCGAGGAGAGGGCCUCCGCUUGUUGUCAUACCACCCAAGUAGAGCGUUGAGAGCAUCUGAUUGGCCGUUAGUUAUAUCAUAUAUCAUAGUGGGUCACUUCAGCCGUGAAACGGCAAAAAGGAUAAUCAGAUUAAAAGACAAAAAACAGACAAAAUUAAGAUCUAUAAGCAGGCUGAGACUUGUGCCAAUGGCGCAAAUCAGAGUUGCAGUUUUUUUGCGUGUGAAGUAUCGAGGGGACAGCUGCCUUAAUUUCCCCACCGCUGCCUUUGACGAUCAAGAAAGUAUGUCGGUCUCCACUUCUGGUGCUGUUGAGCUGUUGGGUAUCCAGGCCUUCACUGAAGCCCAGCACAACUGAGCAAAGCUAACUUUGAAAUCCACCAUUAGUGCUGGGAUGUAACUCAAACCUGUACUGUAGCUACUCAGGCCCAGAAAGAAAUGAUCAAGCCUAAACACAGACCCUGUUUAAAAAAAGGUUCUUCAGCCUUAAUGAUGACAUAAUACUGGCCUGCUCUGUACUGUAAAGUGCUGUGUAAGAGUGCAACCAAGGAAAGGGGAUAGUGUUUAUGUGCCAUACAACACUGCUGCGGGGUGUAUUCAUUACGGACAGAGAGAACUAUAAUAUCACCUGAAAUGUUACAGGUUGAUGUGGAGGCAUGUGUGUUGUGUGUUUUCUAUAAUGGAGACCCAGGGUUGGGUCCAGGCUUGCUGCUCUCUCACACUCUCUCACAAACACACACACACACACACACAGGCCUCAUUCGUGGUUUUGCUACAGGGAGGGACAUUUUUCAAGAUGAUUUAUACACAGAAAGAUUGUCCAAGACACAUGCAUCCUUAGAGCUACUUUGCUUUUUUACAUAUCACAGAAAAUGUAGAAAUCACAGCUUUUGGAUUACAUGAUAUGCACACGAUUUGUGCGUUGAGAAGAAUCUUACAUGAAGCCCUGCAGCGGGAUUUUUGCUUUUCAAUCACAAAUGGCCAGUUCAUCAAAGCUGCAGAGCUUCUCCCUCCCUGCCUUUUGAAAGCCAGUGAUGCCUGUGUUGACGACAGCCUCCAAUGGUAAACAAACAUUGUCUUUCCCCUGCCCCAUCUAAUCAGGUUUGUGAGGUGAAGAAGCAAGGUUACUUUAUUUUACAAGUAAUUAAAUGGGUCUGCCUUCAGUGGCUGUAAGAGGACAAACAGAGCUAUAACACAUCUUUAAGAAUAAAGAUUGUAGUGAAAGAGAACUGUAUUUACACGAGAAGACUUACUUUAAGCAUCGGUUCACCUAAAUUACAAAUAAAAUAUUUAGCCAUGCAGACUUUUUUUCAGAUUUUAUUUGUCCAAGUUUUGAAAUAUCAGUCACUGAGAUAUGUGUCUCACAACCAAUGCAAUGGAGAUGAAUGAAAUGUCUUUAGUGAUCAAAGCUUUGACAAAACUGCAUUUAAACAGCCAUGCCAGCAGCUCUGAGGCGGUAGUUACAGUAAAUGCCAGAAUGCUCACAAUGACAAUGCUAACAUGCUGACGUUUAGCAAGUACAUUUAACAUGUUAAUUAUCUUUGUUUAGAGUGUUAGCUAGUAACAAUUGCUAAUUUGCACAAAGUACAGCCGAGGCUGAUGGUAGUGUCUUUUUCUGUAGGUAUUUGGUCAUAAGCAAAGUAUUGGACAAAUAAAUGUUUGGACUUUUAGUAGAAAAGUCAGUUAGUCACCAAAGUAAUUAAAAAAUAAAAUAUCCUCUGGGCACCAUAAAUAUCUCACCACCCAUAUAGUAGUCUUGGAAUACUGUACUAAGCAACAAAUAUGUCAAACUUAUGGUGGAGCUAGAUGAAGAGUUACCAAAUAAUUAGGACAUAUUUUCUAGGAACCAUCAAUAUCUGUACAGAAUAUUCUGGCAAUCCAUCAGUAGUUGUAGAGAUAUUUCAAUAUGGACCAAAGUGGUGGACUGAUUGACCAAUAAUCCCACCAAGAUUUAACCGCAAUAUGUCUUUCCAAAAACAGUGUCUGGGCUACUCGGAAUAGUCCAUGGACUUUGAUAUCAACAGUUUUCAUAGGAACUAUUUCAGUAGAAAGUUUUUACAAUGAAAACCUUCUGAUGAGACAUGUUAUUGAUUUUUUAAUGAAAUUUGUCAAAGCCUUGGACAGCAACACGUGGCCCUGCAUUCACCUUCAUUGUAUUGGGUGGAGGCAGAAAUCUAACUGACAGAUAUCGGAAAUCUGAACUUUCUACAUGGUGAGAUACUGACGUAGGAAAGAAGUAGGUAAGAAAAUGUGUUUUUAUUAUUUUAUUUGGGUGAAGUGACCCUUUAAAGAUUGGUGCAGUAUCUGGUUUACACAGACAACCCGUCUCUUGUGCCAUUAUGAUCUUUUAUAAAAUGUGUUUUUAUGAGGAUUUAUGACUACAGAAUAUGAACAUUUCACAAACAUGUUAUAUCUGAAAAUGUUGCUUGUUGUUUUCCAAGCAGGUCUAUACGUUGUAUUUCUGUUUAUUCACACUCAGUGUGCCAGUGAAACACGUGCCGCUGAAGUGCUGAGCUGGUCCAGAUGAGACAGAGAUGAAGAGAGACAGAGGAAGGAACCACAUUAUCUUACCCAUGCUGCUGCUCAUUACUCCUGGUGCAAACCGAAUAAGCCUUCACUCUCUCACACACUCUCUCUCUCACACACACACACAAUCUGGAAUGACCCUAGGAGUGUCCCUGCCUGUGUAUUGCACAUCCUGCAACACACUUAUCAUAGAGAAGCAUGGACACGGGAUAUUCUAACAACAUGCCGAUUGUAGCCAUGACACUGAAGCAGUUUGUGAGGCAUCUGAGAGCCCACGUUGACAAUCAAGGGAAACAGCUAGAGCAGCACUUUUAACUGGAGAAUCAAAGGAGGUGAUCUUAUUGAGUCUUUUAUAGGGGCAAAGCAAGCGGAAACCUUUUUCACAUGUUGCCCCUAUUAAAAUUAAGUGUUGUGGCCGGGUUAGCUCAGUUGGUGGAGCGGGCGCACAUAUAUGGAGGCAUGCUCCUCGACGCGGCGGCCGCGGGUUCGGCUCCGACCUGCGGCUCUUUGCUGCAUGUCGUUCCCCCUCUCUCUCGACUUUCAUGUCUUCAUCUGUCCUGUGGAAAUAAAGGCCUAAAAAUGCCCUAAAAAAAUGAUCUUUAAAAAAAAAAAAAAAGGAAUUAAGUGUUGAGCGAAAAUACAUUUAUACUUGACCAUGAGGUCACACAGUCUGCUGUCUGUGUGUAUCAGGGCCUCAAGUGUCUUUUACAGUAACAGAUGUGCCUGAGGACUGGAGGUAGAGCUUAACACGUUAGUUUCUACUUGUUCUGUUGAUUGAUUGGAGUCUGAUACAGUAAUUGGUUAGAACAUGGCUGGGUAAUGGUAAUUUACAGUGUUAUAAUAUGAAGGACAUGGCACUCUGCCAUGUUACAGUCCUUUCUCUCUGACUGUCUGGCUUUUGCAUGCAGUGUUUUUAAACGCAUUAAAACAAAUGCCAAAAAUAUCAAAGUGUGAAUGUAUUCAUGUCAUGUAGUUUGCAGUUCUAAGGCAACAUGCCAAGUAUUAAAUUAGACAAGGUGGGUGGGGGUGUUGGAAUAAAUGACAAGCUGCUAAAA